Molecule: messenger RNA, 405 nt
Organism: Metopolophium dirhodum (rose-grain aphid)
Lineage: Eukaryota; Metazoa; Arthropoda; Insecta; Hemiptera; Aphididae
Product: 52 kDa repressor of the inhibitor of the protein kinase-like
Exons: 1
Coding region: 1-405 (134 amino acids)
Molecular function (GO): protein dimerization activity
Source: RefSeq, a predicted model, not a curated record
AUGCCAAAUAGAGAAGAAAACAUAAAAAGUUUGGCAGAAAAGUAUAGUGAAGAUCUUCAAUGUAGUUCAGAUUCAGUAAUUGGAGAAGUAUUGACAUGGACACAAAAAUUUGUUGGAACAGAAAAACCAAAAAAUGCAUUAGAAGCUCUUAUAGCAUGUAACCCACUCAUUUUUCCAUCUACUUAUAAACUUCUCCGAAUAAUAGCUACACUUCCCGUAACUACAGCAAGCAGUGAAAGGUCAUUUUCUACAUUAAAAAGACUUAAGACAUACCUUAGAAAUACUAUUGGAGAAAACAGAUUAAAUAGUUUAGCACUACUAAAUAUUCAUCGUGAAAUGAUUUUAACAACAGAUGAAGUUCUUAAUGACUUUGCAAAAGACUCAAGAAAAAUAAGAUUGUUAUAA